AUGAAGACCGCGAAUCUAACAGUGCCAAAUACCCAAGGGACGAAUCCAGGGAGUCCAAUUAUCAAGAAUAAGUAUGGGCGCCGACUCUGCAGUCAAGUUACAGUCAAGAUUUCCAUGAUAAUGAGAAAAAUUAAGGGGAACGCAAGUCUGGUGAGACCGCAGUGGAGAAUAUAUUACUUGAAGACUUUAGACAGACCUCUCGGGACAACACAGAUUCAUACUUGUAAAUCUCUGGCAAUUUCAGUCAUAAGAGCAUACGAACAAAUUAGCCGCUCACGCGAAGAUGAUAUCUACAACGAACAGCUAUACCCUGAAGAGGAGAGUAUAACGCCUGCAGUCAGAUCAGGGAUUACGAUCGAUUAUGAUCGAUCAUCCGUGUAUAUUCACAAAGACAGUCCUCAUGAUUGA
Molecule: messenger RNA, 408 nt
Organism: Botrytis fragariae
Lineage: Eukaryota; Fungi; Ascomycota; Leotiomycetes; Helotiales; Sclerotiniaceae
Exons: 3
Coding region: 1-408 (135 amino acids)
Source: RefSeq, a predicted model, not a curated record